Molecule: messenger RNA, 1668 nt
Organism: Exophiala spinifera
Lineage: Eukaryota; Fungi; Ascomycota; Eurotiomycetes; Chaetothyriales; Herpotrichiellaceae
Exons: 2
Coding region: 1-1668 (555 amino acids)
Biological process (GO): intracellular zinc ion homeostasis; zinc ion transmembrane transport
Cellular component (GO): membrane
Molecular function (GO): zinc ion transmembrane transporter activity
Source: RefSeq, a predicted model, not a curated record
AUGGGUUUCACGAAGAGCCAGAGAAUUGGCAUACUGCUGGGGAUCGAUACUGUCUUCUUUCUGAUCGAACUCGUUGUUGGCUAUGCCGUCCAUUCACUUGCCCUGGUGGCAGAUUCUUUUCACAUGCUGAAUGACGUUUUGUCCCUGUGCGUAGGGCUCUGGGCAGUCCGCGUUGCGAACACCGGAAGUUCCAAAAUGUACACCUAUGGUUGGCAACGGGCAGAGACACUGGGUGCUCUGGUCAACGGUGUCUUCUUGGUUGCCUUGUGUCUAUCCAUCUUUCUCGAAGCCAUCCAACGAUUCGUCGAGCCUCAAGUCGUCUCCAACCCGAAACUCGUCCUUAUUGUUGGCUGCCUGGGCCUGGCCUCGAAUAUCCUCGGUCUUCUCCUCUUCCAUGACCACGGACAUAGCCACGGAAAUGAAGAGCAUGGAGAUGCCGUCAAACAUGCGGAAGAAGGCCACGGACAUGUUCACAAUCAUGACUCGGAAACUGCCGCUGUCGCCGACGAAAGUGGCAAUAUUGAAGACGUCCUUCCCCAAGUUAAGGUCGCUGGUUUCAAAGGGCACGAAUCGCGAAAGUUUACCUCCUCGGACGAAGAAAACACCACCGUUUCAGGUCAAUCGUCAGAGACGCCACACCGCAAGUCACACGUCCAUGGCGAGCUCCAUGGUCGACACCGACGUAGAACUUCGGGAUCGCUUGGAGGACGGGGCUUUGGUUCGGUGGACAACAUCCACAUCCAUCCAGCCUCAUUUCGCCAGGAGAUUAUUCAAGCUGCUCGAUUCGAGGAGCAAUCGGACGAAUCUUCGGAAGAAGGCGAGGCCCUACUCGACGACGAAGGCGCGCCCAACGAGCGCUCACAGAUCUUCGGAAACGGUGCAUCGUCCCCAUCAAAAGGCAAUCAAGGCUACGGCAGCAUCGGCAAACGACAAAGUGUCAUCUAUAACCAUGCUGAUCAUUUUCACAACAAGCCGCAGGGAGAGCACAAGGGUCACAGUCACGGUGGCCAUGGCCACUCCCACGGAGACUUGAACAUGCGAGGUGUUUUCCUCCACGUCUUGGGUGACGCCCUUGGCAACGUUGGUGUGAUAGCUUCUGCCUUGAUCAUCUGGCUCACUACCUUCCCUGCCCGGUACUACUUUGACCCCGGUAUCUCGCUGGUCAUCACCGUCAUUAUUCUCUACAGUGCCAUUCCACUUUGCAAGGCAGCCAGCCGAAUCCUACUGCAGGCGGUACCAGUGGGCUUGUCGAUUGACGAAAUCACCACCGACAUUGAAUCUCUCCCAAGAGUCAUUUCAGCCCACCAUCUCCAUGUGUGGCAGCUCAGUGACACCAAACUGGUUGCUAGCUUGCAUGUCAAGGUUGACUGUGAAGUCGAAGGGUCAGGCUCCCAAAGUUACAUGCAUCUCGCCCGCGAGAUUCGAGGUUGUCUGCAUGCCUACGGCAUCCACAGCUCAACAAUCCAGCCUGAGUUUACAACGCCCCCACCUGAUGCCGGAGCGUCGGAUGGUCAACCGGAUUCCUCGCAACAUGCACACAGCAGCAAGGCUGCAAGCGUCAACAGCGAAGGACCGACAUGCCUCCUUGAGUGCGGCGAUAAGUGCGCUGACAACAAGAUGUGCUGUCCGUCAGAUGGGAAGAGUAGCAGCCAAAACGGCAAGAAAUGA